GGCGCCGACCUCCAAGACGGAGCGAGAGUACUCUAGAUGGCGAGCGGCGAUUGGGCCUCGCAGGGAAGGGGAGGGGCCGGAAGGCGGUCUCAGGGUGCUGGUUCUGGGCUCGGCGUCCUCCGGGGAAUGUGGAAAGCUGGUGGUAUGUCGGCCGAGCUGGGAGUAGGGUUCGCGCUGCGGGCAGUGAAAGAGCGCGUGCAGCAGGCCGUGGCGCGCCGGCCGCGGGAUCUCCCAGCCAUUCAACCACGGCUAGUAGCAGUCAGCAAAACGAAACCUGCAGACAUGGUGAUUGAGGCCUACGAUCACGGCCAGCGCACUUUCGGAGAGAACUAUGUUCAGGAGCUACUAGAGAAAGCAUCAAAUCCCAAGAUUCUGUCUUCGUGUCCUGAGAUCAAGUGGCACUUCAUUGGCCAUUUACAGAAACAAAAUGUCAACAAACUGAUGGGAAGCAGAGAGGAAACGAAGUGGGCAUCGCUACAGACCCUCAAAGCCAGCCUGCCCCCAGGGACAUACUUCUUCAGGAAGGCUCCACCUCCUAAAGCUGUCCCCAACCUCUUCAUGCUGGAAACAGUAGACUCUGUGAAGCUGGCAGACAAAGUGAACAGUUCCUGGCAGAAGAAAGGCUCUGCUGGAAGGUUGAAGGUCAUGGUCCAGAUUAACACCAGUGGAGAGGAGAGUAAAUAUGGUGUUCCACCUUCAGAGACCAUAGCCGUGGCAGAGUACAUAAAGUCCAAUUGUCCCAGCCUGGAGUUCGUGGGGCUGAUGACCAUUGGAAGCUUUGGACAUGAUCUUAGUCAAGGACCAAACCCAGACUUCCAGGUGUUACUGUCCCUGCGGGAGGAGCUGUGUAAAAAGCUCGGCAUUGCUGUGGACCAAGUUGAGCUGAGCAUGGGCAUGUCCAUGGACUUCCAGCAUGCUAUUGAAGUAGGAUCUACAAAUGUCAGGAUAGGAAGCACCAUCUUUGGAGAGCGGGAUUACUCAAAGAAACCUGCCCUAGACAAGACCACAACAGACCUGAAGGCCUCGGCACCGGUGGCCCAAGAACAGUGAGCCGGGCAGCCAAGAGGACAACUAUGCACCAACCUAGGUUUUCAUUUUGAUGUUCGCAGGUUCGAACCCAAUCACACUGUUCUGUGAUUGUGUAGAGCGCUGAGGUGUGCCUAUGUUGGUGGAAGCCCCUGUGCUUAGCCUCGGAUCUAGGAAGCUCACUUCAAGCGGUGGCUUGGGAUUGCAUUUAAGGAGUCCAGAGAUUUCAGGACAGAUACCAAAUCAGCAGCAGAGAAUUAAGAUCAACUGACCUCUUCCUGAGAGCACCCACCAACCCAUGAGAGCAUUGCCCAGAGUGUCUUCUGGGCUGCUGCCUAUAAUGGAGGCAUCUCGUGAGGGCCUCCCAUUUGCCAUCCCACUAGUAGGUUUCCCUGCAGCUGCUUCCUACAAGUCCCAUGGACGUCACGUUACCGCUCUGUUUCCUCCCUAACCAGCAGGUGUGGAAGGUCGUCUUUGCUCUGGGACUGGAGUCCACUUCAGGCCGUGCCUCUAGACACAGCUUCACUGUGAUCCUGACCCUGAAAUUCCAGAGUCACUCUUUUGACGCUUGGGCCUCCUGACAUCUUGCUGAGGAGGAGGACUGAGCUUUUUCCUCUAGGAUUGUAGUGAUGGGAAGUGAAUGGCAUUUCUUCUCUACCAUGAUCCUUUUCUGGUGGUUUUUGUUUUUAUUUUUAGCAAAGCCCAGUGCUUAGGGAUGAAAGGCUUCAAAGCCAGUUCAGGCACAUGGUAUCAACAAGGCCUUGCUUUGCUUUUCCUGAGAAGCUUUUUCCAGGAGCAUCAGUCACCUCCCCACUAUACAUAUAAGCCUGAAUUUUACAACUCUGUUCAUAAUGUAGCAAGAUCUUCAAAAACCAGAAAGCAUCUGGGCAUAGCACACACCUGUGAUUCUGGCACUUGGUAAGUGCAAGCAGGAGGACCAGUGGUUCAAGGCCAUCCUUAGCCACAUAGUGAGUACAAGGCUAGGUUAGGGCUAAAUGAGACCCUAUCUUUAAAAAAAAUUAAACCAGAAAGUGAUUCUCCCAUAAUCAACAGAUAAUAAUAGUGACAGGUAGUUUCGGUAUGAGCUAUUAUUUUCGGACAGGUUUUUCUCUUGCUUACUCAAGCCUGGUCUUCAAUUUUAUGACAAAGCUUCUCAGAACACGCUGCUACUACUGAAUGUAAUUUUACAAGACACCCACGAUUCUUGUACUUUCAGUCAAAGCUGGUGUUUGAGAAUCUCUUCAAUAAAAAUGUGAGUUUGAAUGAUACCAUCUGUGCCAACUACAAAGCAAUUAAAAUUUAUUUUUAUGACCUCGUGCAGUGAGUGACUAUAACAGGAGGGGCCUUGGACCUGGCAGGAGCAGCCUGUUGCUUAUUUGGCAUCAUGCCAUCCUGGCUUUGGGGAGGCCGUUCCUUGGGUCACAGAUCAAAGCCACACCAUGUAUGCAGAAAGGUUCUGAACUUCAAGGGCAAGAACAUGUCUUGGUAGGGUGUGGUAUCACACCUAUAGUCCCAACACAUGAGGAUGGCUGGUUUGAGGCCAGCCAGGCUACGUAGCCAGUUUCUGACCAGUGAGAUUUUAUAGCAGACCCUGUCAAAAAAAGAAAGAAUGGAAGUGUUGGCAUGUUAGGGGUUAAAAGGAGGCUACCACCUGCUGCACGGAGCUCUUUUGAUGGCCUCUAGGUGGCAACAUUGGCCAACUGAAGCGCACAGUGGGCUCCACUGUGGGCACUUGCUGUGGUCCACUCCUGGUUUAGUCUCUCCUAAUGGGGAUGAAUGGACACAGAAUGAUUCUCCUAAGUGCACAUGGACUUGUAGACGCACGGGUUCUUUCAGCAGCCUCACUACCAUGCUGCUCAGAUGAGGGGUCUGAGGGUGGUUCUGAAUCCCUUGGGAAAAGUGAAAUGGUGAAGCCAUAACAGAUCUCCCGGCUUGUGCCUGGGCAUGAAGAACAGAGGAGACAAGCCAGGAGAGGCUGAAGUCCAGAAGGAAGCCAGAGUGCGCAUCCAGCAUCAGGGGGCGCUCUCAUCAGGAAAAUUUAGGCCAGGCUCAGAGACAGGUUUUUUGUGAGGCAGCUGGUUGGGUUACUCCCAGGUUUUUAUGACAGCAUCAGGGCAAGUUUCCUGAGUGAAAACAGCAUGCUUCCCAGACUCAGACCCAGCCACGCAGUAGCAUCUCCCUGCCUCCUGUCCGUGCCCUGGGUUCCCAUGUGUCCUGAAGCCAGUGUCAGGUUUGAGAGGCUGAGGGCCCUCCAGGCCAAAGGAUUUGGUCUCUUGGGAAGUCCCUUAUAGAUUCUUGCACAUAGAUACACAUCCAUGACACUGGCAAUAGAACCCAGGUCCUGGUGCAUAUAAGGAGUGCUGCUUGGCCUUACUAUGUUUUUCUUAAAGUUUUUAUUAGCAUGUAUUACUUAUGUAGUAAUGUGCUUGCUUGUGACAGCCCAGCACGUAUAUAGCAUGUAUUUUGAUCGUAUUCCCCUCCAUGACCCUCUUGUCCUCUGCUCCUGCUCAUCCGCUCUUCCCAACUGGCCCCCUUCCCCUCGUCGUUUUUUCAUACUACGUUCUUAAAGCAACCGCUUCAUAACAUUGUACCCCGACCCUUUUUUUUAAACAUUCAUAGCCUGUAA
This is a messenger RNA of Nannospalax galili (Upper Galilee mountains blind mole rat), 3652 nucleotides long. RefSeq names its product pyridoxal phosphate binding protein (gene Plpbp). Gene Ontology annotation, cellular component: intracellular anatomical structure. Gene Ontology annotation, molecular function: pyridoxal phosphate binding. Lineage: Eukaryota; Metazoa; Chordata; Mammalia; Rodentia; Spalacidae. The record is from RefSeq and is a predicted model, not a curated record.